AUGGCAUCCCAACCUCAGACCCAAAUCGUUUUUAAAAGACCAAAGAAUACUGUGGAUGGGAGACGUGUGGUGCACGAGAAGGAUGGGGCGGCGAAUGGAACGGCUGAGAGGCGAGGUACUUCUAAGGGAGAACAACAGGUUGAGAGUGAAGAUAGGAAGGGUGACUAUGAUCAGAGAAGAGGUACAGGUAAAUCGGACAGCGCAAGAGAAAGGGAAGAAUAUGUACGGAAAAGGGAACAUGAAGAGUUGAGAAGGAUUCAGAUAACAGCUAGACGGCAAAGGGAACGGGAACGGGAAGAGGAGUUGAGAUUCGAGCAGGAAAAAGCUAGACAGGAGGAACUGGAAAGGGCUUUGAGAGAAACUGAAACAUUGCCUGAGGAAAGAUUCACAUUGCGAAGGGAUAGAAGAAGAAACUAA
This is a messenger RNA of Sclerotinia borealis F-4128, 417 nucleotides long. Lineage: Eukaryota; Fungi; Ascomycota; Leotiomycetes; Helotiales; Sclerotiniaceae. The record is from the annotation of a GenBank genome assembly.